AUGACACCGCCCCCACGUUCCCCAGUAGACGCACUUGAUUCGCAUUCACAACGCGCAGGCGAAUCGCAACACGCAGGCGCACCCGAAUCUCAACAUGCCCUCGAAUCGCACGCGCACCCCGUCCCGACCACAGACCACCUCAUCAAGGAUCGCGCGCAGCUGAACCAGUACCACAUCAUCUCGCUCAUUGGCGCAGGGUACCACGGCAAGGUCUACUAUGCGAAGAAGGUCAGGUCGCAGCCGCCAGUCGGCGUCCGGCGCGUGGCCAUCAAAGCCCUCCGCCGCGACACCCCCCAAGACCGCACGCGCCUCCUCCGCAAGAGCGCGUUCCCCAAAUCCGACGAGCAUACUCCCGUAGGCGACAAGCUGGGCGCCGCGGAGCCCGAAAUCCGGAGGGAGAUUGCGAUCAUGAAGAAGCUCACGCAUGCGCAUGUCGUGAGGUUGUACGAGGUUAUAGACGACCGUAUGCAGGAUAAGAUCUAUAUGGUGAUGGAAUAUUGCGCCGGUGGAGAGGUCACCUGGACGAGCAACGACCAGCCUAUUCUAACUGUAGACCAAACGCGGCGGAUAAUCCGGGAUGCCAUUCUGGGCCUUGAAUACCUGCACUAUCAAGGCAUUAUCCAUCGAGAUAUCAAGCCCGCGAAUCUGCUGUACAGCCGCGAUCGCAGCGUCGUCAAGAUCGCCGACUUUGGCAUCUCGCAGUUCUCCAAACCGCUGCGGCUCGAGUCGGCCGGAAAGUACGCCGCGAACGACGUCGAUGACCCCAUCCUCCUCGAGAACAAGGGCCUCUCGCGUGCGGGCACGCCCUCCUUCCUGGCGCCCGAGCUCGUGAGCGAGCACGCAGGCCCACGCCCCUCCGUCACGAAGGCAGUCGACAUCUGGGCGCUCGGCGUGACGCUGUACUGCCUGCUCUUCGGUAUCCUGCCCUGGCGGCCGGAUCCGGAUAUCCCUGUUCAGGCGAAGCAGUACAACGUCUGGCGGAAGAUCGCGGAGGAGGACUGGGAGGCGCUGGACACGAUGGGCGCCGACCUUAUGCCCACGGGCGGUCGCCAUCCGCCUGCUGACCUGACAGACACGGGCGCGGGCAUCAUCAGACUUCUCGACCACUUUCUGCAAAAGGAUCCCGCGAAGCGCAUCACGCUCGAGCAGGCCAAGGUUCGUCGUGUUGCUGAUUCUCUGCCAUGCACUUUUUCUCCGUCAUGCGCGCUUUCUGCGAUAGGCCGCGAGCUAACCCUUCCUUUCUUGUAUAGCAACACGACUGGAUUCUCCACCGUAUCGCCGGGCCUGAGAAGUGGCUCGAGGUUACGUCGCAGGGGAAGAUCGACGUCGAUGACCACGAGACGACGGCAGCAGUGUCCACCGUGCGCUUCCGCUGGACGUGGGCGCCUCGUCUAG
Molecule: messenger RNA, 1395 nt
Organism: Schizophyllum commune H4-8
Lineage: Eukaryota; Fungi; Basidiomycota; Agaricomycetes; Agaricales; Schizophyllaceae
Product: kinase-like protein
Exons: 4
Coding region: 1-1395 (464 amino acids)
Biological process (GO): intracellular signal transduction; protein phosphorylation
Cellular component (GO): cytoplasm
Molecular function (GO): protein serine/threonine kinase activity; ATP binding
Source: RefSeq, a predicted model, not a curated record